AACGACGACGGAAUUUAAAAAGAACAACAUUGCUAUUAAAUAAAUAGCAUUUUAUCGUAAUCGUUUUCUCAUUACUUCAUAGUUCACGGUUGUCUGCUGCAUUGUUGCAAUGGUGUCCAACAGCUACACCAUUCUUCAGUACAAUUAACGAUGGUUUUCAUCAGAGCCUAUUCGAAUCGUAGUUGUAAUGCUCUCUCCGUGGCUAGUACGCGCUGUUAUCUGUUGAAAGGGUAUUUGGAUAGUCGUAAAAAUCAAAAAUGUCAAAAGUAUUCGACCAGCCCUGGUGUUUUGCCAAAGAACUGCAAAGUAGCGAUCUGCGGAGGUGGAGUCAUGGGAGCCUCUGUUGCCUAUCAUUUAGCUCAAUUGGGAUGGGGUCCACAAACCAUAGUCAUCGAACAAGACAAGUUAGGAGGUGGAGAGAAUUCUUUUUCAUCAGACCUAGUUGGUGUAUUCAAACCAACACUGAGUCAAGUCAGAAUCUGUCAAUCCAGUGUCAAACUUUACCAAGAAUUAGAAUCUCAAGGUUUUCAAACAGGCUGGAAGCAAUGCGGUAGCCUUUGUGUUGCCCGAACAAGAGAUCGCAUGAUUGUUUUUAAAAGAAUGAAAUCCCAAUCUGUUUCUUGGGGCAUUAAAUGUGAAAUAGUUGAUCCUCAAAAAGCAAAAGAACUCUGUCCACUUAUUAGAAUAGAUGACAUUAAAGGAGCCCUGUGGAUACCUGAAGACGGUGUUGCAGAUUCUUACAAGAUAUGUCUCUCUCUAUUAGAAGCUGCCAAACAAAAAGGUGUUGUAGUAUUUGAAAACUGUAAGUUAUUGGAAGUAGUCUGUGAUAAUGGUAAAGUUGUUGCCAUUGAUACAUCGAUGGGAUCAGUUGAUUGUGAUUAUUACGUGAACUGUGGAGGUUUUUGGGCACGUAAAAUUGGACAACGUAGUAAUCCUUCAGUUAAAAUACCUCUGCAUCCAGUUGAACAUUAUUAUCUCCGUACAAAUCCUAUACCAAAUCUUGACUCUCAAACACCAGUUGUACGAGAUCAAGAUGGCUCUAUAUAUUUUAGAGAAUUAAAUGGAUGUAUUCUGGCUGGUGGAUUUGAACUCGAAGCUAAACCAGCAUUUGAAAACGCAAAAUGUCCAGAUACUUCAGCUGGAAGACAGUUACCCGCUGACUGGGAUCACUUCCAUGUGUUACUUGAACAAUUAUUACAUAGAGUGCCAUCAUUAGCAAAUGCUUCACUUGACAGCUUAGUGAAUAUUGCUGAAACAUUUACUCCUGACUGUAAAUGGAUUGUUGGACAAGCACCCGAAAUUGCAAAUUACUAUGUUGCUGCCGGUAUGAAGACUGUUGGUAUAUCAGCUGCAGGUGGCGUAGGCCAAGGAGUUGCUCAAACCAUUGUUAAUGGAUAUUCACAAUACGAUUUAUAUGAAUUAGAAAUGAGCCGUUUUUUAGGAUUGCAUAAUAACAGAAGGUUCCUUAGAGACAGAGUAAGAGAAGUACCUGGCAGACAUUAUAGCAUCCAGUAUCCAAACAAUGAGUUUAAAACUGGACGUAAUCUAAGAAUGUCUCCAAUAUAUCCAAAGUUGAAAGAAGCCGGUGCUGUGUUUGAACAAGUCAUGGGAUAUGAAAGACCCAGUUGGUUUGAACCAGAACUAUCAAAAAUAAAUUUACACAGCUACACCGACACAAAAAAAUUCAUUAUGGCUAAAACUAAUACAUUUGGAAAACCAAAUUGGUUUGACAUUGUCGAGGCUGAGUAUGAAGCUUGUAGAGAAAACGUUAGUCUUUUAGAUUAUUCUUCUUUCACCAAAUUGGAUAUACAAUCUAAAGGCCGAGAAGUGGUUGAUUUGUUACAAUUCCUUUGUUCAAAUGAUGUGGACGUACCAGUUGGCAGUAUUAUUCACACAGGCAUGCAAAACGUUCGCGGAGGUUACGAAAAUGAUUGUAGUCUCAUUAGACUGUCGGAAAAUCAUUAUAUGAUGAUUGCUCCGACGAUCCAACAGACACGUUGCAAGAUUUGGAUUCAACGACAUUUGCCAAGUGAUAACUCAGUAUCCUUGACCGACGUCACUUCCAUGUUCACUGCCAUUUGUCUAAUGGGUCCUUUUACACGACACCUAUUAUCUGAAUUGACAGAAACCGAUCUUAGUCCUAAAUCAUUUCCAUUUUUCACUUAUAAAGAAUUAGAUGUAGGCCUAGCUAAUGGCAUUAGGGCUUUAAAUCUCACUCACACUGGAGAGUUAGGCUAUGUUUUGUACAUACCAAACGAGUUUGCUUUACAUGUUUACAAUUCAUUAAUUCAAGCUGGGAAAAAGUAUAAUUUGAAACAUGCUGGCUGUUAUGCAAUGAAGGCUUUGAGAGUAGAAAAAUUCUAUGCAUUUUGGGGUCAAGAUUUGGAUACAUCGACCACACCAUUAGAAUGUGGACGAUCUUGGAGAGUGAAGUUUGAUAAAGGAAUGAAUUUUAUUGGACGAGAUGCUCUGUUGCGUCAACAAGAGGAGGGCAUAAAGCGAAUAUACGUUCAAUUAUUGUUGAAUGAUCAUGAUCCAGAUACUGAAAUGUGGUCUUGGGGCGGUGAGCCAAUAUUUAGGGACAAGAAAUAUGUUGGUGCCACAACAACUACCAGUUAUGGGUUCACAUUUAAAAAACAAGUAUGUUUAGGAUUUGUUCAAAACUUAGAUAACCAUGGAAAUGCUCUUCCAUUAACAAACGAAUAUGUGUUGGCCGGAGAGUAUGAAGUAGAAAUAGCAGGUACGCGGUACCCAGCAAAAGUAAAUAUCAACAGUCCAAAUUUACCAACAAAAUAUCCAGAUAAGGAACGCGAAUCAUAUCUUGCCACUAGGGACAAAAUGGUAUCUGAACCUUUGUUGAGAAACAAUUGACAUUUCGUGCAGCAAAUUGAAUUCAUCCAUCCUACGAGUUUCCCUAAAUAUUAAAACAAAUUGAGUUUCCUAUUUUUAUUUAUCUCACCAAUUACCUAGAUCUUAUAUUGCUUUGAUUUUAUUGUCAAAAAAAAAAACAAAAAAAACAAAAGUAUUACAGACGUUAACUUGUAGCGUCAAUCUAUGUAAGUCGUAUAAGUUAUUGAAAUAACAUAAUGAAUAAUGUUUUUUGAUUCUCAACUGUAGUUAUAGAACUCGCGUCAAUAGUGUUACUUGUAGAAGUCAUAGUUAAUACAUAAGAAAAAAUUCAAUUGAUUGUACAUUUAUACCUACUGUAAAUUUCAAAAAAUUUCACAUAUUGUAUGUUGUAUUCAAUGAGAUUCUAACAGGUUUCUUUUUUUUAUUUGUCAAUUAUUAAGAUUCUGUGCAACAUUUAUUGUUAUACCUAGCUGUAAAUGCAAACUCUAGUCGUUAUGUAAUUUGUUGCUGACUUGUUUAGAUUACUUAUGGAUAUUCACAAAUUAUUUUCGAACUAUGACAGUGAAUAUAAAUCGAUUAUAAUAUUUGUAAAUCCUGUAAACUUUUCAAUACGUGAAUUUAGACUUUAAUUGUGUAUUACAAUAAACACUUUGUACAAUACAAAACAUUCUAUA
Melanaphis sacchari is the source of this 3524-nucleotide messenger RNA. Its product is annotated as pyruvate dehydrogenase phosphatase regulatory subunit, mitochondrial. The transcript has 15 exons. Lineage: Eukaryota; Metazoa; Arthropoda; Insecta; Hemiptera; Aphididae. Gene Ontology annotation, cellular component: mitochondrion. The record is from RefSeq and is a predicted model, not a curated record. Gene Ontology annotation, molecular function: oxidoreductase activity; protein binding. Bases 151 to 2871 code for a protein of 906 amino acids.